This is a messenger RNA of Glycine soja, 2159 nucleotides long. RefSeq lists its product as uncharacterized. NCBI's taxonomy places the organism in Eukaryota, Viridiplantae, Streptophyta, Magnoliopsida, Fabales, Fabaceae. The record is from RefSeq and is a predicted model, not a curated record. The transcript has 15 exons. Bases 507 to 1718 code for a protein of 403 amino acids.
AUAAGUAAAGGUGGAAGAAGAGAAGGGAACUCAAAAACCAAAACCAAAAACAAAACAAGGGGUACAAAAAAAUAGAGGAGCAUGACCCUCCAUGCUGUUUAAACUCUAAUAGACUCGAUCUUGUUUGGUAGUGCUAUUUCUAUUGCUAUAAACCCAAACCAAAGAAGAUUCCACCCUUCAUUUAUUUCUUCGUACGUGUCUCUGCCGCUGAAAAUUUCUUUCUCUGCUUUGCUCGCUCUAUAACUUUCGACUUUAUUUUCGAUCAACAUCAUCAAACUCCUCGCAUUUGGGGUUUUUUUUUCCUCAGCUAUUCACCAGAAAAAAAGCUUCCAUUUUUGCUCAGAUCUUCCUCUUGCUCCUCCCGUUCCUGUUCCUGGGUUUUUAUUACUUUAAUUUGACAAGCAUAUCUGUUUCUUAUACUGAGGAUACUUGCCAAUUGAUAAACAGUGAAGAAUAGCUCCUCCAUAUAGUUUUAUGAACAUACAGUUGCAGAAGUUCCAACAUAAAUGGUGAUCAUCACUCGCAGGUCUAAUAAUUGUUCUGCUGGUAGAAAACCAAGUGAAAUUAUGAAGUUUUUCUUGACAACUUUUAUUGGUAUAGUUUUCGGAUUCUUUAUAGGAGUAUCAAUUCCAACAUUGUCAAUAACAAAGUUGAAUCUCCCAUCUGGCCUGCUUCCCUCCAUUGAUCUUUCUUACAUUGAAGACAGAUAUGCAGGUCGCCAGGCUUGGUCUUUUAUGAAUAAUGGUAACAAAAGAAGUUCAUCGCAAGUUCAAUUAUCAAGUGAUACAUCAAAGAUUUGGGUUCCCUCAAAUCCAAGAGGUGCAGAAAGAUUACCUCCUGGCAUUGUUGAAGCCGAGUCAGACUUUUAUUUGCGUAGAUUGUGGGGCAAGCCCAGUGAGGAUCUAACGUCCAGGCCAAAUUACCUUGUAACCUUCACUGUUGGCUAUGAUCAGAAAAAUAAUAUUGAUGCAGCUGUGAAAAAGUUUUCAGGGAACUUCACUAUCCUGCUAUUUCAUUAUGAUGGCCGAACUACUGAAUGGGAUGAGUUUGAAUGGUCAAAGCAGGCUAUUCAUGUCAGUGUUCACAAACAGACCAAAUGGUGGUAUGCCAAGCGGUUUCUGCAUCCUGACAUUGUGGCACCAUAUGACUAUAUAUUCAUAUGGGAUGAAGACCUGGGUGUUGAGCAUUUUAAUGCGGAAGAGUACAUAAAACUGGUGAGGAAGCAUGGGUUGGAGAUUUCACAGCCUGGCUUAGAGCCUAAUAAAGGGUUGACAUGGCAAAUGACAAAAAGAAGAGGUGAUCAGGAAGUUCACAAAGUGACAGAGGAAAAACCAGGAUGGUGUUCUGACCCUCAUUUGCCUCCUUGUGCAGCGUUUGUUGAGAUUAUGGCUCCAGUGUUCUCAAGAGAUGCAUGGCGCUGUGUGUGGCAUAUGAUUCAGAAUGACUUGGUCCACGGGUGGGGUCUUGAUUUUGCUCUUAGAAGAUGUGUUGAGCCUGCCCAUGAGAAGAUUGGAGUUGUUGAUUCUCAGUGGAUUGUUCACCAAGGUCUUCCCUCACUAGGGAAUCAGGGUGAAUCUCAAACAGGGAAAUCACGGUGGCAGGGGGUGAGGGAGCGGUGUAGAAAGGAGUGGACCAUGUUCCAGAGUCGGUUGGCAAAUGCCGAAAACGCGUAUUACAAGUCCAUGGGAACUGAUACAUCUAAUUCCACAGCUCAUUAGGGUGACUAAGGCCAAAGUUGACUUGUACACAGAUAUCAUUACUACCCUUACGCGUAGAAUUUUCCCUUGAAGAAAAAUAUAUAUUCCUAUGUAACGUUACGUACAUGCAAUGCAAUCACAAUAGAGUCCUAGCUGGGGACCAAACAAUCAUUUCGAUGUAGAAUUUUGCAGUACUGAACAGUGAGUAAAUCAAGUGAAGAGAAUUAUUAUUGCUGCUAAUGAAAGUGCUUAUAGGAAAUGGAAAUGCUAGUGUAUCCUAAAAUUGGAGGCUGACAACGAAGUUCAUUAGGGUAUGUAUGUUUGGAAUGGAGAAAACGAAAUGUCAUAAUUAUCAUACCCUUGGGAGGAGGAGAAAGGACUAUUACUAUAAUAGUGUUACAAUUUCUUAUUGUUUUGUUCUACUAGUCAGAUACUGGAAUAAAACUUUAAAAGUUGAUUUUA